CCCUCCAGGCCGGCCAAGCAGGGAGACGUGGUCACUGCGCGCGUCGCCGUGGCCAGCAACUCCACCGUGGACUUCUUCAUCCUGAGAGCCAAGGUCAAGAAGGGGGUGAACAUCCUGAGCACGCGGACCAGCGAGCCCCGGCAGUGGGACGUCAGGCAGGAGCUGGGGAACGGCGGCAAGCAGGCCACCGCGGCCGUGGUGUGCCAGCGCCUGGCGCCCGCGCGCAACAGAAGCAGCAGUUUAUUCAAUGAGGUCGUACAGAUGAAUUUUGAAAUAGCCAGCUUCAGCAGCCUCUCAGGGACGCAGCCCAUCACCUGGCAGGUGGAAUACCCACGCAAGGGGACCACAGACAUCGCUGUGUCUGAGAUCUUCACCAGCCAGAAGGACCUGGUCGGCAUCGUGCCCCUGGCCAUGGACACUGAGAUUCUGAACACCGCCAUCCUCACAGGGAAGGCUGUCGCCAUGCCCGUCAAGGUGGUCUCCGUGGAGGAGAACGGCGCCGUGACGGAUAUCUCGGAGUCCGUGGAAUGCAAGUCCACGGACGAGGAUGUCAUCAAAGUGUCCGACCGCUGUGACUACGUCUUUGUCAACGGCAAGGAGAUGAAAGGCAGGGUGGGCGUGGCGGUGAACUUCACGUACCAGCACCUGAGCGCCCCCCUGCACGUCACCGUGUGGGUGCCCAGACUGCCCCUGCAGAUUGAGGUCUCGGACACAGAGCUGAGCCAGAUUAAAGGCUGGAGGGUCCCCAUCGUGGCCAGUAAGAGGCCCGCGCGGGACAGCGAGGACGAAGACGAGGGGGAGCAGCGGGGCCGGGGCUGUGCCCUCCAGUACCAGCAUGCCACCGUGCGGGUCCUCACCCAGUUCGUGUCUGAGGGCGCCGGCCCGUGGGGCCAGCCGAGCCACCUGCUCAGUCCUGACUGGCAGUUCGACAUCACCCACCUGGUCGCGGACUUCAUGACGCUGGCGGAGCCCCACGUGGCCACGCUCCAGGACAGCAGGAUCCUGAUCGGGCGGGAGGUUGGGAUGACGACCAUCCAGGUGUUGUCCCCGCUGUCUGACUCCAUCCUGGCCGAGAAGACGGUGACUGUGCUGGAUGACAGGGUAUCGGUGACAGACCUGGCCGUCCAGCUCGUGGCCGGGCUUUCCGUCACCCUCCACCCCGGCGCGGAGAACAGCAAGGCCGUCACGGCAGUGGCCACCGCGGAGGAGCUGCUGCGGGCCCCCAGACAGGAGGCCGUGGUCAGCACGUGGCUCCGGUUCAGCGACGGCUCGGUGACGCCCCUGGACAUCUACGACACCAAGGACUUCACCCUGACGGCCACCUCCCUGGACGAGGCCGUGGUGUCCGUCCCCCAGUCCCGCUCGCCCCGGUGGCCCGUGGUGAUGGCCGAGGGCGAAGGCCAGGGGCCUCUGGUCCGGGUGGACAUGACCAUCGCCGAGGCCUGCCAGAAAUCCAAACGCAAGAGCGUCCUGGCCGUGGGCAUCGGCAGCAUCAAGGUCAAGUUUGGCCAGAAUGACGCCGACUCCAGCCCCGGAGGGGACUAUGACGAGGCUGAGGUCAAGAACCACGCCAGCGACCGGCGGCCGAAGGGCCAGGACGGGCACGUCCACGGCAGCUCCUCGGCGGAGCGCGAGGAGGGGGCCACCCGGAGAGGCAGCACCACGGCCAAGUCGCUGCUGGACAACAGAGUGGUCAAGAACAGCCGGCUGGACGGCGGCGGGCGGGCGGGCGAGGGCCAGCUGCAGAACAUCCCCAUCGACUUCGCCAACUUCCCGGCGCAGGUGGACCUGCCCGAGGCGGGCAGCGGGCCCGGGGCCGGCGACCUGGUGCAGACGACCCGCGGCCUCAGCGACCUGGAGAUCGGUAUGUACGCCCUCCUGGGGGUCUUCUGCCUGGCCAUCCUCGUCUUCCUGGUCAACUGCGCCACCUUCGCCCUCAAGUACAGGCACAAGCAGGUGCCCCUGGAAGGCCAGGCGUCCGUGACCCACUCGCACGACUGGGUGUGGCUGGGCAACGAGGCCGAGCUCCUGGAGAACGUGGGCGAGGGGUCCCCGCCGCCCGACGAGCACACGACCAUCAUAGACCGCGGGCCGGGGGGCUUCCAGGAGGGCAACCGCCUGCUUCUCAACGGAGCCUCCCAAACACCCAUGCAGAGCCGGGUGCCCAGGCCGGCCGAUGCCGGGGGCACGCGGGGCGGGGACCAGAAGCACGAGCCCCUGCACUCGCCCACCUCCAAGAGGAAGAAAGUGAAGUUCACCACCUUCACCACCAUCCCCGCCGACAACGGCUGCCCCACCGUCAACUCCAUCCUCAGCGGGAACGAGGAGGACAUCAAGUGGGUGUGCCCGGACGCGGGCGUGGGUGCCCCCAGGGAGCUCAGAGACUACCUGGAGCAGCUCAAGGACAAAGCGUAGGCCUCUCUGGCCGGAGGCCAGCGCCCGGGUGCCCUCCUUCGGUUCCGAGAAUCAGGCGGGGCAGGAAGAGGCCCCGGUGAGUCUGAACGGGGAGUGAACGCCUGGACCUCGUUGGAGGCCGCUGGGGAGUUUGGAAGCCGGGAAGGGGCGUUUUUGUAAUCAAAGGUUUUCCUAGCGGCUGGCCAUGGCAGACUUUCUCAAGUCAGUGGAAUAAACGGAGGACGGAGCUGAUGGAGACGUUCGGCCUGCGGCGAGGCCAAAUUAGGAAGGGGAUUUUGUGAGUCAAACUAUAACCCAGACAAGCUACCAAAAAUUAUUUGUUAAAAAAAAUGCAAAAAGACAAAUAAAAAGAGACGGAGGUAAUCACCUGUUUAUAUUUCUAAUAAAGGAGCAGAAUAUAAAACCAGGGCCUGCUAAGAGACAUUGUCCGUGUUAAUUCAGUAUUCUUUUCAUGAGGACGGCCUUUGACUGUCACCCUGGGGUGGGGAGGAAAUGUCUGAACAUCGGCUGCCUCUCGGCACAGACCCGAGGAUUUUUACCUCUUUUUCUUUUCUUUUUGCACAUUUUCUUUCUUUCCUUUUUUUUUUUGCCUCUUGUGUUCUAGCCUUCCAUUUGGUUUAUAUUUAAUGUUUAUUUCUGAGGAUCAAAUGGUAUAUUUUCCUAAAUUAAACAAAGUCUAUUCCUGUACGUUAGAUGAGUUCUGAGAAGCGAUGUGAAUGAAUCCAUCAUCAAAGUAGCACGUUUGAUGUUUUUCCAUUUUCCCUACGGUUCUGUUGCCAUUUGCUGGGUUUUCUGCAAUCAGCGGGGGCCCUCAGAGCCCUUCGGGUGGGAGGGAAACUGCCUUCACGCACCACCACCACCACCACAUCCACCGCAGGGCCCAAGCCGGUGCGGGCACAUUGGCAGAGGGCGUUCAAGUGGGGCCCAGCCGGCAGCACAGAGCCCGGCCGGGGCCCCCGACCCCUCGUCGGCUCCGUCACUGGCAUUGAGCGGAGGCCUUUACACGGAGGAAGACGAAAUCAAUCCACAAGAGAGAACUCAUACCCAAGAGUAACCAGCGGCAGGCUCGCGGGGUAGAGCUGCCCCGAGACGCGCUGACGGUGAGAAAUGAAUAACGAUUAAAAAAGAAAAGAAAAGAAAAGAAAAG
Vicugna pacos (alpaca) is the source of this 3562-nucleotide messenger RNA. NCBI's taxonomy places the organism in Eukaryota, Metazoa, Chordata, Mammalia, Artiodactyla, Camelidae. The record is from RefSeq and is a predicted model, not a curated record.